Phalaenopsis equestris is the source of this 2057-nucleotide messenger RNA. RefSeq names its product phosphoinositide phosphatase SAC2-like. Gene Ontology annotation, biological process: phosphatidylinositol dephosphorylation. Lineage: Eukaryota; Viridiplantae; Streptophyta; Magnoliopsida; Asparagales; Orchidaceae. The record is from RefSeq and is a predicted model, not a curated record. Gene Ontology annotation, cellular component: intracellular membrane-bounded organelle. Gene Ontology annotation, molecular function: phosphatidylinositol-3,5-bisphosphate 5-phosphatase activity.
AAGCUUCUUUGCAUGGUGGAUCUUACAAAGGACUUCUUCUUCAGCUAUUCAUACAACAUAAUGCGCAGUCUGCAGAGGAACUUAUGUGAUAUGGAGUCUGGGGGCAUUCUUUAUGAAACAAUGUUUGUAUGGAAUGAAUUCCUUACACGCGGAAUUCGCAGUCAACUAAAAAGUACAAUAUGGUCGGUUGCACUGGUGUAUGGAUUUUUUAAACAGGUUAAACUAUCGCUGCCCGGAAAAGAUUUUAUGUUCACGUUGAUUGCCAGGCGCUCUCGUCAUUAUGCUGGAACAAGGUACUUAAAGCGUGGCGUCAAUGCAAAAGGCAGAGUUGCAAAUGAAGUUGAAACUGAGCAGAUUUUAUUUGGUGUAAAUGCCAGAGAUGAGCCAACACAGAUAAGUUCUGUUGUGCAGAUUAGAGGAUCCAUUCCACUUUUUUGGUCACAAGAUAGUUCAUGGCUAAACAUGAAGCCAGAUAUCAUAUUGCAGAAAGAUCAAAAAUAUGAAGCAACACGACUUCAUUUUGAUAAUCUUGUCAAGAGAUAUGGAAAUCCUAUUAUUAUUUUCAACCUAAUCAAGACAUACGAAAAGCGGCCUCGGGAAUUUAUUCUCCGCUCAGAAUUUGCAAAAGCUAUUGAUUUUAUUAAUAAAGACCUCCCUGUAGAAAAACAUUUGAGGUUUUUGCAUUGGGAUCUUAGCGAACAUUCUCAGAGAGCUACGAACAUUCUUGAGUUAUUGGUGAAACUUGGAUCUGAUGCAUUAAGUUUGACAGGCUUUUUCCAUUGCCAACUUCCCUCUUCUUUAAAACUGUCUGAUUCCAUGAGCUCUUCUUUCCUCAUGAGUGAACAUGACAGCAAUCUACUGAUCAAUAAAGAUAACAAGGGGAAAACUACUUUCUCUAGGAAAGAGACAACUGACAGCAUUGUGGAUCUAGCUUGCUCUUUUGAAAGACAAACUAUGCUUCAAAAGGGCGUUCUUCGUACAAAUUGCAUCGAUUGUUUGGACCGAACGAAUGUUGCUCAGUUUGCAUAUGGUUUUGCUGCCCUUUGUCAGCAGCUGCAUCUCAUGAGAUUUAUAGAUGUUCCUGUUGUUGGCAUGGACUCUCAUUUGUUUGACGAUGUGAUGGAUUCAUAUGAGAAGAUGGGUGACACACUUGCUUUACAAUAUGGUGGUUCUGCUGCUCAUAACAAGAUUUUUUGUGAUAAAAGAGGUCAAUGGAAGGCAGCUACACAGUCUCAGGAAUUUUUUAGGACUGUUCAACGAUACUACAGCAACACGUAUACCGAUCCACUCAAACAAGAUGCCAUAAACGUAUUCUUAGGGUACUUCCAGCCACAAAAGGAUAAAGCGGCACUAUGGGAGCUUGAUUCUGAUCAGCAUUACAGUAUUAGGAGGCACGGCCCUUCCUUUGUUGAUGAAAAAGCCAGGUCGUUCAAAAGAUCCCGGUCGGAGGGUAAUUUAUGUGAGAGCACAGAUGAUUCCAGCCCAAUUUCAGGAAAGGGAAAUUCUCAAAAGGUUCAUUCCCCAGUAAAUGCCAAGGAGAGUCUUUUUGGGUUCACGCCAGAGAUUCCUACUUGUGCAAGGGAUACAUCAUAUUCCAGGCCACAAUUUGCCGACAGCGAACAUGGUUGUUUUCAUCAACUUAGAUUCGAUGAGUCGAGCUCUUCAAAUUUCCUUGAUCUUGACCGCAUUUCAUCUUCAGGAAAUUCAUGGGCAGAGGAAUUCUAUGAAAGCACAUGCAGGUCAUCAAGUGAAAAUGUCAUUACUGAUACAAUUGUUGAAACAACAUCUAACUGUAACUGGGAAGGAUCCAGUGAUCUGGGUGAUGUGCAGAAUUCUGAUGUUAGUGAAUUCUCUGAGAGAUUUGUGCAUUGGGUUGAUCACGGUGGAGCUCUAUGUUUUUGAAAUAAGUUUCUGAUUGUCAAUAUGCGGCCAGAAAAAAACAAAUACAUCAAUAUAACAUUUCAGAAGUAGCUGAACAAAAAUGUGGAAAUUGUGUUGAUUUUCUAUUUGUAUAUAUUCACAAAUGGAUUUUUUUAUUUAUUGUUAUUAUUUUUUUG